Molecule: messenger RNA, 660 nt
Organism: Pichia membranifaciens NRRL Y-2026
Lineage: Eukaryota; Fungi; Ascomycota; Pichiomycetes; Pichiales; Pichiaceae
Exons: 1
Coding region: 260-505 (81 amino acids)
Biological process (GO): mismatch repair
Molecular function (GO): ATP binding; mismatched DNA binding
Source: RefSeq, a predicted model, not a curated record
UGAUUCGAUAUGGGCCUUUGCCAAACUUUCCACGAGAAACAAUUACGAGAAGUAUAUUUAAUCUGAAAUGGAUGAGAAUAAUACAGUACUCAAAGGGUGCAGGUAUCCUCUAUUAAAGCACAUUUACAAUACUGAAAACAGUCCUAGAAAUGGUUUUCCCAACGAUUUUACGGUUGUAUUUGAUACUUACUGUCUUCAAAUAAUUACAAGCCCAAAUAUGAGUGGAAAAUAGAUACAUAUCAAGCAAUUUGCUUUGAAAAUGAUUCUUGAGCACAUUGAAAUGCUUGUGUCUGCUGAAUAUUCUUCAUUGAAAAUUAACAAGUCCCUCUCUACAAAGGUAUCCCACGAUCUCAGCGAGCCAAACAUGUCCACAUUCAGCAUGGAGAUGCAAGAAAUGUCAUUUGUUUUACAGAAUGCAAACAAAGACUCCCUGAUUAUAGUCGAUGAGCUUGGCAAAAAAAACUGGUUACAAAGAUGGUAUCUCCAUAUGUAUAAGUAUGCUUGAAAGGAUUUGGAUCCUAAAAAGUACAUGUCUUUUUGUCUAUCUUGUAAAGAUUCCCAAAAUAUUUAAGAACAAACCAUGAAUAUCUGAAAUGCAUUUAGGGCUCAGUAAUAGCAGCAGCAAUAAGUUUGGGAUAAUACCAGGCAUCAAUUGGGUUU